GCUUUACGGGUAAUUCGUGUGAAGUGUCCCACGCAGGGGUGCGGCGGGUACCGGCAGGCAUGUGAACUGUUUAUCUGAUGGCCACCAACUUCUACUUCGGCAAGAAGACGGGUAUACUGAAGUGUCGUGCAGGUCGCCAUGUGAGAGUAAAGGACUUGUCGAGGACCGCUUUAUGUCCAGCUAGAGUGGGAAAGGUUCUAUUCUCUACAGCUGCACACAGGAUGGGUAAUCAAGGGUCUCAGGUGUGCAUGACUGCUAAUGAGGAGGUUGAUACGCUUGUGCACGAUGCUUUGAAAAAGGGGAACGUAGAGUGUUUACGUCUCAUCCUCAAAUCUGGCUUUUCCGCCAACGCCGUGGUGAUAGGAAAUAGCCGUGGCCUUCACAUCGCUGCUAGAUACAAUCAGCCAGAAUGUAUGGACGUCCUGCUGAAGAUGGGCGCCAAUCGGAAUCUGCCGGAUGGGUCCGGUGAAACUCCGCUGCACAUCGCUGCAGAGUGCGGCUCCAGGGACUGUGUGGACCUACUGAUUAAGGCCAGGGUUCACCUCGAGUGUCGGGAUAUCUGGCAACGGACCCCGCUACUGAAGGCCGUUGUGAAUCACCAUUAUACCAUCGCCUCCAUGUUAAUGGCCGCGGGGGCAAGUGUCAACGCCGCGGACGAUGAUAAGAAGGUUCCGCUACACGUAGCCGCGAGCUACGGGAAUUCUCGCGGCGUCAACGAACUCCUGGAGUGUGGUGGGGAUAUCGACUUCCAGGAUCUGAACGGCAGAACUGCUCUGUACUUUGCGGUACUUUCGGGUCACAAUCACAUCGUUGCCAAGUUGAUAAAACACGGUUGCAAUGUGAACCUACGCCGACGAGAAGGGACAAAUGCAUUGUACCUGGCCGCCAAGAAACAGAACUUGAACUGUGUCCGGCAGUUGUUAGAGGCCGGUGCUGAUACAGUUCACGUAGACCCUAGGAAUUAUCAGAAUAGGGACGAAUUGGUGAGGAUAGCUAUUCGCCAGCUAGGCUCUCAGGGAAAAACUCCACCGGACGCCUUUGAAAUUCUGAACUUGACGAUAACUGCCCACGGCCUUGUACCUGGACAGCAGCUAAUGUCAUCGGCGCUCACGCAGUACAAGAAGCAGCCGAACGGAGACAUGCGAUUGGUCAUUCACCGCCUGAUUUUGGCAGGGGGUGUGGUUAAAGUGCCGGACUCUGGAAAUAACUCGCCGACCAUUGGCUACCAAGAACUGCAAGAGGCGGUGUCAAAGUGGCAAAUGGAGCACGGGAUUGGUAAUCCGAAAGCUCCGUCCACUCUGAAGGACGUUUGCCGGAGGAUUAUCAGAAGCUCGAUCAUGCAUUCCUGUUCGGCAGGCAAUGUCCUCUGCGCGUGUGAUCGCUUACACCUUCCAAGGGCAUUAAAAGAAAUCAUUUUAUUGCAAAGACUAUAAUUUUACCUGUAUAAAUAAGUGUUUAGUGGAAAAGAAUAUGUUGA
Molecule: messenger RNA, 1477 nt
Organism: Liolophura sinensis
Lineage: Eukaryota; Metazoa; Mollusca; Polyplacophora; Chitonida; Chitonidae
Product: serine/threonine-protein phosphatase 6 regulatory ankyrin repeat subunit B-like
Exons: 1
Coding region: 78-1433 (451 amino acids)
Molecular function (GO): protein binding
Source: RefSeq, a predicted model, not a curated record